Molecule: messenger RNA, 1395 nt
Organism: Aspergillus glaucus CBS 516.65
Lineage: Eukaryota; Fungi; Ascomycota; Eurotiomycetes; Eurotiales; Aspergillaceae
Exons: 4
Coding region: 203-1054 (283 amino acids)
Cellular component (GO): RNA polymerase II transcription regulator complex
Molecular function (GO): transcription cis-regulatory region binding; DNA-binding transcription activator activity, RNA polymerase II-specific
Source: RefSeq, a predicted model, not a curated record
AUUACUACUCACUCUCUUCUGGCUGUAUAGGCUUACCUCAUCGUCAUCUACAGCGGAGUAUCUCGCGAUAUUAUACUGUUUAUACUGUUUCUCGCACGCGUUUUUGUGUUAUUCAAUCCAGGAUUUCAACUGGCUCUUGCCGGUCGCUGUCGUCGUCGAAUUGGCCUUCUUUAAUAGCACUGCGAUCACUCCUACUGCUACUAUGCAGCCCGCACUAGCCCCAGCACCGCAUCCAAGCAUGCAAACCUCUGCUCAGGACCAUGCGGAUCAGGUGCUCCAUGAUCAGCUUCUAGCGGCCCAGCAGCACCUGUCCCAUCCCCAGGCCCGUCCGCCGCAACCUCCACCUGCGCAACCUCCGCAUAUGCAGCCGAAUGCUAGCCCCCGCGACCAGAACAACAUUGACCCGGCUAUCUCCGGUGCUUCGAUGCUCGCCGGUCCUCCCCCUCAGACACCUCCCCAGCAGGAUCCGUCCGGCCCCGAGUCUCCCAAGAGCUUUAGCAAGCGGCCAUUGUCGACUUCCAAGCGGGCUGCUCAGAACCGUGCUGCGCAGAGAGCAUUCCGUCAACGAAAAGAAACCUACAUCCGCAAAUUGGAGGACCAGGUGAAGGACUUUGAAAACAUGUCCGACGGGAUUAAAAAUCUACAGACUGAGAACUACCAGCUCAGAGAAUACAUCAUCAACUUGCAAUCGCGGUUACUCGACACCCAGGGUGAAGUGCCCGAACUUCCAGGAAACAUUGAUCUGAGCCAGCCCCGGACGGAAAUGCAGAUACCACCGGCUGUAUCCAACCCGAACUCUGCCGGUCCUGCUCCUACAGGGAACCCUCAGCAGCAGCCCCAGCCUCACCAAAACGCGGCCGCAUCGAACGACGAUAUGAACUCGCUGAACCGGAUAGCGGUUGCCGGUCUGGGAAUGCGGAAACACCCGAACGAGGACCCGAAUUACUUGGCCAGCAGCCAGUUCCAGAACAAACGUCUCCGUGGCGAUGAGGGUCAGCACGACCCCGAUGUCACCAAGACAGAGCCAACACACGGGUUGCCUGUUGUCUCGUGAAUAUGGCGUGGACCGCGUCCUUGUUGAUAAUAACAUACCAUCAGCGACUAUUUUCUCGUUUCUUUGCUUCUUUUCGGUGUGCGGCGUGUUUAUUGGACCAGUUUGAUGUCUUUCGUUUCGGUGGGUGGUGUUCUGCGCGUUUUUCUUUUUUCUGACUGGAUUUGAAAGGACGGGAGGAGGGGAUUGUAGCUGUCCUAUUGCUGGGAUCUGUUUUUUAUGGUAUUGAACAAUAUCCUAGUUUCGAAUGUUUGAUAUCUAUCACAUAUAUUACUAUUUUUGAGGUAUAAUCGCGCACAAGUCUUCAAAUUGCUGGGUCUAUAUACAGGAAAGCCCAAUACCAU